Messenger RNA from Sinocyclocheilus anshuiensis, 984 nucleotides. RefSeq lists its product as uncharacterized. Gene Ontology annotation, molecular function: DNA binding; DNA-binding transcription factor activity. Gene Ontology annotation, biological process: circadian rhythm; regulation of DNA-templated transcription. The coding region runs from base 1 to 984 and encodes 327 amino acids. The transcript has a single exon. NCBI's taxonomy places the organism in Eukaryota, Metazoa, Chordata, Actinopteri, Cypriniformes, Cyprinidae. Gene Ontology annotation, cellular component: nucleus. The record is from RefSeq and is a predicted model, not a curated record.
AUGAGUACCAUGAAAAGUCCUGAGCAUCUAGCAGAUGCUUGUCUUCCAUCCUCCACGGGCGAGAUCUUGACAAGCAAAGACGACCCUGGAAGCCUAAGAAGGCUUCUGCCACUCACUGGCUCAUCCGUACUGGCACGGCGACUGUUCCACCUCCAGUCAUACUGCAACCCGUUAAUACCCAAUAGACGACGUAAACGUGAAAUGACUCCCACUGAGAAAAAGGACGCGUCGUAUUGGGUGAAACGGAAGAAGAACAACAAGGCCGCCAAGCGUUCCAGAGAGAAGCGACGACUCAAUGACUUCAUGCUGGAGGGGCAACUUCUGGCACUGAACGAGGAGAAUGCCCAGCUCCGGGCCGAGGUGCUGAGUUUGCAGUAUUACAUGGGGACUGGCCGAGGUCUGGACGUCAAUCUUCCCAUUGUGCCCUUCCACUAUCCCGUUGCGUCCCAUCUCAAGCCUUCCAUGUGGGGUUUGCCUACUGGUACUGCUCCUCUUCCAGCAGAAGCUCCAGAGCUGUACCACUCUUGGCAUGGCUCAUUUCCAUUCAUCUCACCCCUGAGGGUGCCUCCUAAAAGUGCCAACCUACCGUCACAGAUUAGCCAUUUGGACAACAAUGCUGACCCAGUAGAGGCAGACACAGCAUCUCACCCACAGGUCUCUUCCAGCAACGACCCACCAAGCCACCCACAACGGUUUCCGUCCCAGAGAGCAUCUGCAGCCUCACCACCCCCUCCUCAGCUGCUGCCUGGGUUGAGCCAGUCUGCCACCCAGCACAGCAACCAGAUGUUACCUUGGGGCUCGUCAUCUUUGCGUCCAUCUCCCCUUCAUCCCAGCUGGCCACUGUCCUUCCCUAUGUCGCUACAAGACACAGACGAAUCUCAUAAUGGCGUAAGGUCCCUCUGGAACCUCAACAGCAGGUACUGCAUGCUGUCUGCUGAGAUCUCAGGACAGCUCAGAAGAAUCUUUUGCCCGGAGAACACUUAA